GUUUUCACAGAAAUCACGUGACCCGCGCUGAGAGGGGCGUAUCCCCGCUCAGUUCACUUCCUCAGGACGGUCUCGCAGCGAGGAGCCUUUCUUUCACUUCCUUUCACCUGAUUAACUUGUUUUAUGAACACUUUAACCUCCGUUUCUUCCCUUACAUUUAUACUUUUACAACUUUAUACCGUAUGGAAGUAAUAUAACACCGGAGUAGAUACGAUAAGAUAAGGAAUGGCCUCUGCGACAUCGUGGUCUGAGGAGGACUUCUCCUGUUCAAUCUGUCUGGAUGUGUUCAACAGCCCAGUUACCACACCAUGUGGACACAACUUCUGCAGAACCUGUGUUACUGUGUUCUGGGAUAACAUAGUCCAGUACAAAUGUCCUGUCUGCAACGAGCUGUUCCACACAAGACCUGUUUUACGGGUUAAUACCUUCAUAUCAGGGAUGGUUGAUCAGUUUAGAAGUUCUGUACGAGUCAAAGAGCAGCCUUGCGUUGAACCCGGAGAAGUUCCUUGUGACGUCUGUACUGGGACCCAGCUGAAGGCAGUGAAGUCCUGCCUGGUGUGUCUUAUCUCUUACUGCCAGACCCACCUGGAGCCACAUCAGAGAGUCUCCCGUCUGAAGACACAUCAGCUGGUCGAGCCUUUGGACCGUCUGGAAGACAGGAUGUGUAAGAAACACGACCGACUCCUGGAGCUCUUCUGUCAGACUGACCAGGUGUGUGUGUGUGUGUUGUGCACAAUGACAGACCACAAGUCCCAUCCUGUUGUACCUCUGAAGGAGGAAUAUGAAGUGAAGAUGGCCCAGCUGGGGAAGAUAGAGGCUGAAGUUCAGCAGAUGAUCAAGGAGAGACAACGAAAGAUUAAAGACAUCAUAGACACGGUGGACCACAGCAAAGCAGACGCAGACAGAGAGAUAGCCGAUGGUGUGCAGGUCCUCACUGCUCUGAGGCGCUCUGUUGAAAAGUGUCUGGAUGAUCACAACAAAACGGUUCAAGAGAAACUGAAAUCCACAGAGAAAGAAGCUGAAGGCCUCAUCAAAGAGCUGGAGCAGGAAAUAAAAGAUCUGACCAAUAGAAGCUCAGAGGUGAAGCAGUUCUCCCAAACUGAAGACCACCUCCACCUCCUCCAGACCUUCAGAUCCCUGAAGGAUCCUCCACCCACCAGGGACUGGACCACGGUGGAGGUCCGUCCUCCAUCAUACGUUGGGACCUUGAGGAGAGCCCUGGAUCAGCUGGAGGAGACACUGAACAUGGAGAUGAAGAAGGUGCCUGACCUGAGAUCAGUUCCACACAAGUAUGCCUGUGAACUCACACUGGACCCCAACACGGCCCACAGACGAAUCUCUCUGUCUGAGGACAACAGGAAGGUGACGCGGGUUGGAGAGGACCAGUCGUGUCCGGAUCACCCAGACAGAUUUGACUGGUGGCCCCAGGUGUUGGGUAGGGAGGUUCUGACUGGCCGCUGUUACUGGGAGGUAGAGAAGGAAGGAUGGGUUGGUAUAGGAGUGACAUACAGAGGAAUCACAAGGAGAGGAGGGGGUGGUGACAGCAGGCUUGGACAGAACAACAAGUCCUGGGUUCUUUAUUGUUAUGAUGGUCGUUACUAUGCCCGGUACAACGGUAUAGAGACAGCCCUCCCUCUCCGCGCCGCUGGCUCCACCAGAGUAGGAGUGUAUCUGGACCGGCCUGCUGGCUAUCUGUCCUUCUACAGAGUGUCCCCAGGUGGAGGAGGGUCCUCAGACACACUGACACACCUCCACACCUACUGGUCCUCCUUCACCCAGGAGGACAUCCUCCCGGGGGUUGAGUUACGGGGGGUCGAGGGGUCCUCAUUGUCUCUGUGUCAGUUGUAGACACACACACACACACACACACAUACACACAGCCACACACACACACACACACUCACAAACACACGAAGGGUG
This is a messenger RNA of Gadus morhua (Atlantic cod), 1920 nucleotides long. Its product is annotated as tripartite motif-containing protein 16. The transcript has 3 exons. The record is from RefSeq and is a predicted model, not a curated record. Lineage: Eukaryota; Metazoa; Chordata; Actinopteri; Gadiformes; Gadidae. Gene Ontology annotation, molecular function: protein binding; zinc ion binding. The coding region runs from base 226 to 1848 and encodes 540 amino acids.